Messenger RNA from Amaranthus tricolor (Joseph's coat), 2303 nucleotides. RefSeq names its product glycosyltransferase BC10. The record is from RefSeq and is a predicted model, not a curated record. The coding region runs from base 537 to 1685 and encodes 382 amino acids. Gene Ontology annotation, molecular function: glycosyltransferase activity. The transcript has 2 exons. Gene Ontology annotation, cellular component: membrane. NCBI's taxonomy places the organism in Eukaryota, Viridiplantae, Streptophyta, Magnoliopsida, Caryophyllales, Amaranthaceae.
UAUCUAACUUAGGUUGUAUUUAGAAAAAGUGGUAUUUAAUGCCUCUAAGACCAGGAUUCUCAACCCAUCAGCUUCAAUUUCUCUUCAAUUUUACUCAAUAAUAUAUUCUAUUAGUCAUUUUUCUGAUUUUUUUCUUCAAUUAUGUUUUAUUAAAACACAGAUUUCCAAAACUGACACGUUUUAUUCUCUUACAGAUCUGAUAUCGUUUUUGAUACUAAAGAAGUUGCCUUUUUUUGAUGGGCUGUGAAAUUUGCUCAAUGCCUUCUCAAAUUUGAUCUCUUCAAAAUACUUCAUAUAUUUCUGAUUUUAUGUAUAAAUAAUUUUAGAUUAUAGUCAUAUUCAAUGAUUUUUCUCUUUCGAAAAAUAUUCAAGGUUUGAUCUUGUUAAGGUGAAGAAUACCCAUAUAAGUAAUCUGUAAUUUCAGUUAAUUUUAAUGAUUUUUCCUUAUGAAGGUUUGAUCUUGUAAAAGUGAAGACACCCAGAAAAAAUUAUCAUAUUUUAGUAUAAUUAAAGGGUAUAUAAGCUUUGAAAACAAGAUGCAAACAAGGGUUUUGUCAUUAGAAGAAGGAAAAGACCCAGGUUCUGUGACUAGAACUAGGGGUUUACCAGUAAGAUUACUUUUAGUAUUUUUGAUGUUUUUGGUUAUAUGUGUACUAUUUUCCUUCAUUAGUCUAAGUACAUUUAAGAGAUUUGGGUUUGAUGGUGUUGUGGGAGUAGUUAAACCUGGUUAUGAGCCAUGUAUUGGUGAAUCAAAUGGUUUAGAUCAAUGGAUUAGACCUCCAUCUAAUUUGAUGCAUAAAAUGAGUGAUGAAGAGCUUUUUUGGAGGGCAACAAUGGUGUCUAGAAUGAAGAAUUACCCUUUUGAUAGAAAUCCCAAAAUCGCAUUUAUGUUCUUAACUAAAGGGCCUUUGCCAUUAGCCCCUCUUUGGGAGAGGUUCUUUAAGGGGUAUCAAGGGCGGUUUUCGAUCUAUGUUCAUGCUUUGCCAUCUUACAAUGAAGAGUUUCCUUCCUCAUCUGUGUUUUAUAGAAGGCAUAUUCCUAGCCAGGCGGCUGAAUGGGGGAAGAUGAGCAUGUGUGAUGCGGAAAGAAGGCUCCUCGCAAACGCGUUGCUUGAUAUCUCAAAUGAGUGGUUUAUACUCCUUUCAGAAUCUUGUAUUCCACUCUACAAUUUUAGCACAAUACACAAUUACAUAACGAAAUCCAAGUAUAGCUUUAUCGGUGCAUUUGAUGAUACCGGACCAUAUGGAAGGGGACGAUAUAACGAGAGUAUGGCUCCCGAGGUUAACAUUACCGAAUGGCGCAAAGGAUCUCAAUGGUUCGAAAUCAAUAGAAGACUGGCAGUCACCGUUGUCGAAGACACCAUCUUUUACCCUAAGUUCGAAGCGUUCUGUAAGCCACAUUGUUAUGUAGAUGAGCAUUAUUUUCCUACCAUGCUUACUAUCGAAGCAGCAAAUCUAUUGGCCAAUAGAAGCAUCACUUGGGUGGAUUGGUCAAGAGGUGGGGCCCAUCCUGCUACCUUCGGGAAAGGUGAUAUCGCAGUGGAAUUCUUCGAAAAGAUCAAAAAAAACAAGAGUUGUGAUUACAAUGGUAGGAACACUACUGUAUGUUAUCUCUUUGCGAGGAAAUUUGCGCCGAGCGCCUUGGAGCCAUUGUUGGAAGUAGCACCAAAGGUUUUCGCAUUCUGAUGACGAACUUUGGCAAAUACAUCCGACUUUAAGGCUAUAGAUGCGGUUAUUGGAGAGGCCGUGUUCGAGGAUCUCGAAAACAUAGAAAGUGCAGCUUGCGGUUUUUGGUGUGUAAACAGAUGAUACUGGACUGGCAGUUUUCGUAUAGAAUUCUUUAGCCUACUCCAAUUACCCAGAAAUAUUUAGAGAGCUAUGUGGGGUUGAUAUAUUAUACUUCAAUAUUUAGUGUAGAUUUUAGAAUAGUGUUGGAGGUAGUUGAGGCUUAGAUUUUUUACUAUGGUAGUUAUGUAUAGCCUAUAGUUGGCAUUUGAGCGUUGUUUUAACGUACAAGUUGAGAAUAGAGUUGUUCAUUCGAGUCAUCUGAUUGAUUUCGGGUCGGAUUGACGAUGAUAUGUUUAUAUUUCUUUUUACAUCAUUGUAAAUCUGUUUUGAAGUCGGGUUUGGAUAUACAAGGUCAGGUAAAUGUCUGGUCAAAUCUGUUUGAAUAUUUCUAGCUAGAUGAAGGCUUUUUUUAAGAAAAUAUUAAUUUUCAUUUUCUCCUUACCUAUAAGAAUUCUCUAACCUACUUAAAAUUUAAUAAAAAAAUAUAAAGAUAAUUUAUCAUGUUCACGAUUAAUG